CCAUAAACAAAAUAUGAUGCAUGCUAAGAUACAUUAAUAAUACACCAGAUACUGCUACAACUAUUGUACAAGUACAAACAAUAGCAAUGGAUUAUUAUGUGGAUGGAAUUUUGGAACAAAAUGUGUAGAUAGAACAUGCGAUAAACUAUUGAGCACAAAUACGAACACAGAUAUAACUUGUGCUAAUUAUUUAUAAAAAAAUAUUUUAACAUUAUCAAAUGAUAUUUAUAAAUUAGCUGGAAACUUUUGCUGUUUACCAAAUAAACCUAGCUGUGAUUAUGCUUUCCUACAGGAGUCAACACUGAUACACUCAAAUUAGCUUAAUGUUAGAAAUACGUUAAUGGUAAAGGAGAAUUUUGUUCAUUUAAAGUUGUUGAUGGUACUUGCACUCUCUAAAGCACUUUUGAAAAGAUAGUUGUCUAAAUAAAAGCAUGUUCAAAUUAUUCCACACUAUCUGAUGCCAAUAAAAAACCGCUUGUGA
Messenger RNA from Paramecium sonneborni, 481 nucleotides. The record is from the annotation of a GenBank genome assembly. NCBI's taxonomy places the organism in Eukaryota, Ciliophora, Oligohymenophorea, Peniculida, Parameciidae.